UUACAUUGUUCCUUCUCUUCCUUUAUUAUUCCUUCCUUGUGUGCCCUUCCAUCUUCUUCUUCUAAUAAUAUCAUCAUGGACAGAAACAAUUCUCGCAGACAAGUUGCUGCAAUGAAACAGUCACUCUUUGAUCAGGGACUUCUUGAUGAACAAUUUAUCCAACUUGAAGAACUGCAAGAUGAUGCUAAUCCUAAUUUUGUUGAGGAAAUUGUGACUCUUUACUACCGCGAUUCAUCUAGGCUUAUCUCUAACUUAGAACAGACACUGGAGAGGAAUCCAUUGGAUUUCAACAAACUAGACACAAUCAUGCAUCAGUUCAAAGGAAGCAGCUCAAGCAUUGGAGCGAAAAAGGUGAAAGCAGAAUCGACUCUAAUUAGAGAAUAUUGCAGAACUGGAAAUGCAGAAGGGUGUAGGAAGAGUUAUCAACAAAUGAAGAAAGAAUAUGUAGCUUUGAGAAAGAAACUUGAGAAUUAUUUUCAACUAGCUAGGCAAGUUGGGCCUAUUGAAAGAGCAUGCCGUCCAAAGUGAAUACCUUAUAGAGAUAUAUAGAUAUAUAUAUAUUGAAGACAUGAAAAUGUAAUUGGUGAAUUUUGUAGUAAAUCUGAAGAACAAAACAUGUUCAGUAUUCACCAAUAAUAUAUAUGAGGUCUAUAUCCUAUGUUUUUUUUUAAUCAAAAAGUGUUGUUGGAGGAAUCCUGCUAUGGAGCUUUAUAGAUUGAUACCGAGGAAAUUAUGUUGCAUAAUGUUACAAGGAGUAUCACCAUGUAAUGCUAUCAGUCAUCAAAACAUUUUUCUUUUCUUUUUGUUUAUAAGACAAAGUUAUGGUUUGGUAGCUGUUUCUGCCACUGUCAUGUGAGCGCAGACAUGUGCUAUUUGGGGUCUGAAUUUUAAUAUAAAAAAAAAAAAAAAAA
Molecule: messenger RNA, 911 nt
Organism: Vicia villosa (hairy vetch)
Lineage: Eukaryota; Viridiplantae; Streptophyta; Magnoliopsida; Fabales; Fabaceae
Product: histidine-containing phosphotransfer protein 4-like
Exons: 5
Coding region: 76-528 (150 amino acids)
Biological process (GO): phosphorelay signal transduction system; phosphorylation; cytokinin-activated signaling pathway
Cellular component (GO): cytoplasm; nucleus
Molecular function (GO): protein histidine kinase binding; histidine phosphotransfer kinase activity
Source: RefSeq, a predicted model, not a curated record